AAAAAAUAAAAUAAAAAGAGAGCUGUUCACGAGGGUCCUCUGAGAAAUUUCCUGGUUCUGUCUCUCCUCUGAUCUGGAAAGAAAUCGACCCAUCACAUAGUUUCCAAAGCUGUUCAAAUAAUCGACGAAAUUGUUGAAGAACUGAAAGUUUAGGAUGGACUCCACAUUCAGCGGCGAUGAAACUGCUCCAUUCUUUGGUUUCCUCGGUUUUGCUGCUGCCCUCAUUUUCUCCUGUAUGAGAGCUGCGUAUGGGACGGCCAAGAGCGGUAUAGGAGUGGCCUCGAUGGGAGUGAUGAGGCCGGAGCUGGUUAUGAAAUCAAUAGUCCCCGUUGUUAUGGCCGGUGUUUUGGGUAUUUAUGGGUUGAUUAUUACGGUUAUUAUUAGCACUGGGAUUAACCCGAAGGCCAAAUCUUACUACCUUUUCGAUGGCUAUGCUCAUCUUUCCUCUGGUCUUGCUUGACGCCUCGCUGGUCUUUCUGCCGGCGUGGCUAUUGGAAUCGUGGGUGAUGCUGGUGUUAGAGGAAGUGUGAAACUAAUGCAAGAGUUAGAAGAAAUGUCGAGUUAACUACUAAUCAAGGAUCUCGGGCUUUUGUCGCUAGCCGAUAUCCUAAGCGCAAGGAUGAUGAAGAACCAAAUAGGAUGGUUUUCUUCAAGGCAACUCAUUAUUCAAAUGACAAAGGAUGGACAACAUCUGAGGCACAAGCAAAAUAUGCAAGACCUCACAAAAUUAAGUAUUAAAUUGUAAUUUUUCAUCUAAGGAUUAUUUUAUUCAUGAAUGACUUUUUAGGAGAAAAUGGUGGAGUUGCGAUCAACUCCAGUUGAAGAAGGAGCAGAAAAUAUGUAAGCAUUGGAAUCACAACCGACUCAAGGAUUGGAUUGAGAUUGCUACUACGAAAU
Molecule: messenger RNA, 897 nt
Organism: Hibiscus syriacus
Lineage: Eukaryota; Viridiplantae; Streptophyta; Magnoliopsida; Malvales; Malvaceae
Product: V-type proton ATPase 16 kDa proteolipid subunit-like
Exons: 3
Coding region: 155-460 (101 amino acids)
Biological process (GO): proton transmembrane transport
Cellular component (GO): proton-transporting V-type ATPase, V0 domain
Molecular function (GO): proton-transporting ATPase activity, rotational mechanism
Source: RefSeq, a predicted model, not a curated record